UUCCCGUCCCCGCCCCCGGCGGCCGCCCCCGGGACUCCUGGGUCCGAGCCCCUUCCACGUUUGGCGCGGAUCCCGGAUCCUGUAUCCCACAUCCGUCAGUGGCUUGGGCACCGGAGCCCCGCCGAGGAGCUCUGGAGGGCGCCGGGAUGGCGGAGCCGGUGAUGGCCGGGAGGUGAAGGGGGCAGCUGCGUGCCGGAAGGAGCAGCAGGGCGGCGUGCUGGCGAUGGAGCGCGCAGUGGAGCCCUGGGACCCGGAUCUUCAUGGCCCGGAGGAGAGGGAGCAGCUGAGAGGCGCCCGCACAGGUCUAGGGAGUGAGAAUGUGGAGAUUUCUCAGCCAGAUGAGUUUCAACAUACCCCACAGGAGGAUGACUUGGGGUUCAAGGAAGAGGAAGAUUUGGCCCCAGGUCAUGAAGUAGGAAAUGCCUCUCUCAAACCCGAAGGCAUCCAGACUUGGGAUGACUUGUGGGUGCAAAGAGAGGGGCCAGGAAAACCUCAGGCUCGGGGCAGAGGUCCCCGGCUCCUGGGAGAACCACGCUGGGGCCAGGCUAGUGAUCGGGCUGCUGUGUGUGGCGAGUGUGGUAAGAGCUUUCGGCAGAUGUCGGAUCUGGUGAAACACCAGCGGACCCACACAGGGGAGAAACCCUACAAGUGCGGGGUCUGCGGCAAGGGCUUUGGGGAUAGCUCUGCCCGUAUCAAACACCAGCGAACUCAUAGUGGUGAAAAGCCCUACAGAGCCCGACCACCAGCCCAGGGCCCCCCAAAGAUUCCUCGAUCCAGGAUCCCUGGUGGUGAGCGCCCCACUAUCUGCGGUGAAUGUGGCAAGAGCUUCCGGCAGAGUUCUGAUCUCGUGAAACACCAGCGGACACACACCGGCGAGAAGCCCUACAAGUGUGGCAUCUGUGGCAAGGGCUUUGGUGACAGUUCUGCCCGCAUAAAGCACCAGCGGACACACCGGGGGGAACAGCCCCCUCGGCCUGUGAUGCCCCGACGGCAGCCAUCUCGAGCAGCUAUGGCAGCUCCACAGGGACCUAAGGCCCAGGACAAGCCAUAUAUCUGCAUCGAUUGUGGCAAAAGAUUUGUGCUCAGCUGCAGCCUUCUGAGCCACCAGCGCAGUCACCUGGGGCCCAAACCUUUUGGCUGCGACGUGUGUGGAAAGGAGUUUGCGCGGGGCUCAGACCUGGUAAAGCACCUCCGGGUGCACACAGGAGAGAAGCCCUACCUGUGCCCUGAGUGUGGCAAGGGCUUCGCUGACAGCUCUGCCCGGGUCAAGCACCUCCGCACCCAUAGUGGCGAGAGGCCUCAUGCCUGCCCGGAAUGUGACCGCACCUUCAGUCUCAGCUCCACCCUUCUCCGCCAUCGCCUCACUCACAUGGAGCCCCAGGACUUCAGCUUCCCAGGCUACCCCCUGGCCCCCCUGAUCCCCAGCCCACCCCCCAGCUCAAGCCCACCCCCACCUCCUCUUGGCACUAGCCCCCCGCUGACACCUCGAAGCCCUUCACAUUCGGGUGAUGGGCCUUUUGGCCUGCCUGGUUUGGAGCCAGAGCCCGGUGGCCCACAGGCUGGGGAGCCACCCCCACCACUGGAGGGUGACAAGCCCCACAAGUGCCCUGAGUGUGGCAAGGGCUUCCGCCGAAGCUCAGACCUGGUGAAACACCAUCGUGUACACACGGGGGAAAAACCCUACCUCUGCCCUGAGUGUGGCAAGGGUUUUGCUGACAGCUCAGCCCGAGUCAAGCACCUCCGCACCCACCGUGGUGCACGGGCUCGGCCACCACCACCAUCCACUCUCCUAAGGCCACAUAACCCCCCUGGCCCAGCACCCACAGCUCCUCGACCCCGGGUCCAGGCCCAGCCCUCUGGACCCAGCCAGCUCCAUGUGUGUGGUUUCUGUGGGAAGGAGUUCCCUAGGAGCUCAGAUCUUGUCAAACAUAGGCGCACACACACUGGGGAGAAGCCAUACAAAUGUGCAGAGUGUGGCAAGGGUUUUGGUGACAGUUCUGCCCGUAUCAAGCACCAGCGUGGGCACCUGGUCCUGAGGCCCUUUGGGACAGGGGAUGGUCGGGCAAGGCCUCUCAAGGGAGAGCCACCAACAGAACUGGAAUGAUGGGGUCCAGGGAGGGUGGAGGCCCAAGAGACCAAAGGGAGGGUGUCUGCUGCUUAAGCAGAGAAGAAAGGGUCUGGGAGGUGGUGGGAGGGAGAAGGAUGGGAAGAAAUGGGAGAAAGGAGUGAACAGAUAGAAAUAGAGAUUGGAGACAAUGACCUUGAAGCUCAGGAAACUGUCCUGCCUGGGCUCAGAACCUUGCCAGUGUGGUCUAUACCCCUAGCUUCUAGAGCACUGCCUACUACACAGUGGGCACUCUAAUACUUGUUGAAUGAAUAAACUGGCCUUAACCUAAGGGCUCUUAAAGAACCCUAAAUUCCUGCUGUCUCUUAACCUGUUAAGAAUUGAUCCCUGGGCUGGCCCAGUGGCGCAGCGGUUGGGUUCGCACGUUCCGCUUGGGUGGCUCGGGUUUCACUGGUUCGGAUCCCAGGUGUAGACAUGGCACUGCUUGGCAAGCGAUGCUGUGGUAGGUGU
Molecule: messenger RNA, 2575 nt
Organism: Equus quagga
Lineage: Eukaryota; Metazoa; Chordata; Mammalia; Perissodactyla; Equidae
Gene: ZNF48
Product: zinc finger protein 48
Exons: 3
Coding region: 224-2104 (626 amino acids)
Biological process (GO): regulation of transcription by RNA polymerase II
Molecular function (GO): RNA polymerase II cis-regulatory region sequence-specific DNA binding; DNA-binding transcription factor activity, RNA polymerase II-specific
Source: RefSeq, a predicted model, not a curated record